AUGUUGAAAUUGCUACCAACAACAUUACGCUCAGUCACAACAAAGAGAGCUGCCAUUCAAUCUUCCAGGUUGAGAUCAAGCAUCUUGCUUAAAUCAUGCCCUAAAACAGUUGCUGCCAUCUCAACAAGAUCAUUCCACCAAACUUUGGUUAAGUUUGACCAAACCCCCGAAUCAGCUUUGAAUGAAGUUGUUAAAGCAGAGAGCAAAAUCUCUGAAGCCAUUCCAAAUGAAUUGGAUCAAGUGUACCAAGAUUUUUUGAGCACUAGUGGGUUCGAAGUUGUAUCUACACCAGGUACCGCUAGUGUUGAAUUGGUGAAAAAGGACGCUGAUACAGGAAAUGUCUUGCAUGUAUAUUUUGAUAUUGAUGAAGUCACUGACAUUCCAACUGAGGAUUUGGCUGCUUUGGAAUCUGGUGAUUUGGAAGAAGAGGCAAAUCAGUUGGACCAGUUAUUGUGUAACGUCAAAAUUCUUGUGGAAAACCCAUCAAACAAUUCAGGUUUGUUUUUGAACUUGUUUUUGCAAAACACCGAGUCGUCUUUUAUGAUUGAUUUUGUAAAUGUUCAAGAGGAUGUGAACUCUUUUAUUAGUGCCGUCAAGAAUGAAAAUGAAUUCAUUGACAAGUUCAAGUAUCAAGGACCAAAAUUUGCCGAGUUGGAUGAAAGCUUGCAAACUGAAUUUGAAAACUAUUUGGUUGCAAAGGGUAUUGACAAUGAAUUGGCUGAUUUCAUUGUCGCUUUCAGCGACUACAAGGAAGAGAGCGAAUACAGAACUUGGCUCAAUGCUGUUUCCAAAUUUUUAAACUAA
Molecule: messenger RNA, 804 nt
Organism: Lodderomyces margitis
Lineage: Eukaryota; Fungi; Ascomycota; Pichiomycetes; Serinales; Debaryomycetaceae
Gene: MAM33
Product: Mam33p
Exons: 1
Coding region: 1-804 (267 amino acids)
Biological process (GO): cytosolic ribosome assembly
Cellular component (GO): mitochondrial matrix
Source: RefSeq, a predicted model, not a curated record